UUCUUAUUUCUAACGUUAACCCCACACAGCACAGAUCAAAUGCUUCUUCUCCGGCGAACCGCCAAGCUAAUAUUCUCAAACCCCCGCUCCCUCCAACCCCUCCGCCGCCAUCACCACCACCCCAUUUCUCCGGUGAACCCGGACCACCUACUCCGAGUCUGCACCGUCCUCUACCAGCAACAGAACUCGCCCGAGUCACGACUCACCUCCAAACUCACAUCGUGCGAGUUCCAACUCACCCACGAGUUCUUCCUUCAAAUAUGCAACAAAUUUCCCUAUUCAUGGCGUCCCGUUUACCGGUUCUUCCUCUACACGGAGUCCCAGCCUUCCUUCAAGCACACCACCGUUUCCUUCAACAAGAUGCUCGACGUGGUAGGCAAGUCUCGCAACAUCGACCUUUUCUGGGAUCUUCUCAACGACAUGGCACGUCGUGGUUUCGUCAGCGACAGGACCUUCGUGAUCGCGUUGAAGACUCUGGGGGGUGCAAGGGAGCUGAAGAAGUGUGUGGAGUUUUUCCACUUGAUGAAUUCCAAUGGGUGUGAGUACAACUUGGGGACUUUGAACAAGGUGGUUGAGGCAAUGUGUAAGUGCAAGCUUGUUGAGGAGGCAAAGUUUGUUGUUUUCAAGUUGAGGGAGUUGGUUAGGCCUGAUGGGGUGACUUACAAGUGGUUGGUUGGAGGGUAUUGUGAUAAGGGUGAUUUGGUUGAGGCUUCCAAAGUUUGGAACUUGAUGGAGGAUGAGGGGUUUGAGCCUGAUGUGGAUGCUGUUGAGAAAAUGAUGGAGACCUUUUUUAAGGUGAAUCAGUAUGGUGAGGCUUUGAGGCUCUUUGAUACAAUGAGGUUCAAGAGGAUGGAUGAACUUGGGGUUUCAACUUAUGGGCUAGUGAUUAGGUGGUUGUGUAAGAAGGGGAUGAUGGCACAGGCGCAUGAGGUGUUUGAGGAAAUGCGCGAGAGGGGUGUUCGAGUUGAUAACACGAUUCUGGGGCAUAUUGUGUAUGGACUUAUGACUAAGCGUAGGGUUAGAGAGGCAUAUCAAGUUGUUGAGGGGAUUGAGGCGCCGGAUUUGAGCGUGUAUCAUGGGUUGAUAAAGGGGCUUUUGAGGCUCAGAAGGGCGAGUGAGGCGACGCAAGUGUUUAGGGAAAUGGUAAGAAGAGGUUGUGAGCCGACUAUGCACACAUACAUAAUGCUGCUGCAAGGGCAUUUGGGGAGGAGGGGGAGGAAGGGGUCUGAUCCGCUUGUUAAUUUUGACACUAUUUUUGUUGGGGGUAUGGUGAAGGCAGGGAAGUCGAAGGAAGCUACUAAGUAUGUGGAGAGGGUGAUUAACAGAGGAAUGGAAGUGCCAAGGUUUGAUUAUAACAAGUUUUUGUACUACUUUUCAAACGAGGAAGGUGUGUGUAUGUUUGAGGAUGUGGGGAAGAAGUUGAGAGAGGUGAGACUGUUUGAUUUGGCAGACAUACUUGAGAGCUAUGGGCAGAAGAUGGCUACCAGAGACAGGAGAAGAAACAGAAGUCCAAUUGCCCCAGAUACUCAAGCAGUGAUAUCAGAUACUGAUAAUCAGGUUGUGUAAAUCUAUAGACUAUGUAAAUUUAUGUAAAAAGACCAAAGUUUAUUGGAAAUGAAGAAGGAGAUUGAUGAAA
Molecule: messenger RNA, 1636 nt
Organism: Vigna angularis (adzuki bean)
Lineage: Eukaryota; Viridiplantae; Streptophyta; Magnoliopsida; Fabales; Fabaceae
Product: putative pentatricopeptide repeat-containing protein At1g26500
Exons: 1
Coding region: 40-1566 (508 amino acids)
Molecular function (GO): protein binding
Source: RefSeq, a predicted model, not a curated record